Messenger RNA from Symbiodinium natans, 516 nucleotides. The record is from the annotation of a GenBank genome assembly. NCBI's taxonomy places the organism in Eukaryota, Dinophyceae, Suessiales, Symbiodiniaceae.
AUGUGCUGCCUGCCUGUGGCCGAGGCCCGAGGAGGUCUUGGAGGCCAAGGCAUUACUGAUUUUUCCCGAGUUCGCCGCGGGCUCAAGUCUGGCUCCACUUUUUUUCACUUACCAGGGUUUGCCGUCCUGCAGAGUCGUGCUCGCAACAUCCGCUUUUACCAGCUGAAGAUAGCUGUGCAGGUAGAUGACUAUGUGCUCCUCCCGGACAUAGCGGGAGACCGAGCAGCGAUUGCCGAGUUGGACAGAGCGAACGUUGCCGCAAUCCACCUGCCCCAAUCCACCUGCCUUCUUCUGAAGGUUGUUCGCUUGACAAACACGGUCGACAAGAAAGAUGAAGGGUUCUCCCCUCAGCUCAGCUGGCACACCCGUUGCCAGUCUUCAAGUUUGCACCGAGAGGGAAAUCAGCACACGCUCGGAUCGGAGAGGGGCCGGACAGCAGAGCAGAGCAGAGUGGAGCAGAGAGGAUCCGAACCAGCAACGCCCAAAAUGACGACACUAUGCACGCGGGUCACCUGA